GCCUCCUUCUUUCAUUCGGUGAAGCUCACUCCGGGGUUUAGAGGCUACAGGCCUGAAUGACCUUUAGGAUUUCUCGAAGCCCCCUCGCCGCCGACACUCCCUCACAUUUUUGUUCAGAGUCAUCAGUUAUGCAGGGAAACCGCUCGCGCUGAGGAGGAAGACAGGAGCAACAAUAUGGCGACAACCGCAGUUUCUGCCCAGUCUCUUCCACAUCUGCAGUCCUGCCGCGGCUCUCUGGAUUCAUUGUAACGCUUGCAAAAGCUGCUACUGUGGAUGCUACAAACCUAAAGACCAAGUAGGUGCAGGAUGAAAACAUGGCUGCACCCCUUCUUGCACCAGGACCUCAUAGCUUCAAGAAGUUUACUGUGGAAUCUUUGGCGACUCUCGAGCAGCGCAUCAAUGAGGAGAAGAACAAGAAACCACCCAAGCAGGACAGCAGCUACCACGACGACGAUGACGAGAACAAGCCCAAGCCCAACAGGGAUCUGGAGGCUGGGAAGAGCCUGCCCUACAUCUACGGAGACAUCCCUCGGGGAAUGGUGGCGGUACCACUUGAGGAUCUGGACCCAUACUACCAGAAUACUCAAAAAACGUUUAUAGUGCUAAAUAAAGGGAAGACAAUCUUCCGUUUUAGUGCCACACCUGCCUUGUACUUCAUAAGUCCUUUAAAUCUGGUUAGGCGAAUAGCUAUUAAAAUUUUGAUACAUUCUCUUUUCAGCAUGAUCAUUAUGUGUACUAUCCUGACCAACUGUAUAUUUAUGACCUUUAGUGAUCCGCCUGAGUGGUCAAAGCAAGUAGAGUACACGUUCACAGGAAUUUAUACGUUUGAGUCUCUUGUAAAAAUCUGCGCACGAGGAUUCUGUAUAGACGGGUUUACGUUCUUAAGAGAUCCAUGGAACUGGCUGGAUUUCAUGGUCAUUUCCAUGGCGUAUAUAACAGAGUUUGUAAACCUAGGCAAUGUCUCAGCUCUGCGCACGUUCAGGGUGUUGAGGGCAUUGAAAACUAUUUCUGUAAUUCCAGGCCUGAAGACCAUUGUGGGUGCCCUGAUCCAGUCUGUGAAGAAGCUUUCGGAUGUGAUGAUCCUGACUGUCUUCUGCCUGAGCGUCUUUGCCCUCAUCGGUCUCCAGCUCUUCAUGGGCAACUUGCGCCAAAAGUGUGUGAUCUGGCCCAUCGACAUGAACCAGUCCGUCCUGGCCAACGGCAGCAAGGGCUUCGACUGGGGCGAGUACAUCAUGAACGAUGCCAACUUCUACUUCCUGCCUGGUCAGUUGGACGCUCUUCUCUGUGGGAACAGCUCUGACUCUGGCCACUGCCCAGAGGGCUACUUAUGCAUGAAAGCUGGGAGGAAUCCAAACUAUGGCUACACCAGCUUUGACAGCUUCGGCUGGGCCUUCCUGGCUCUCUUCCGACUUAUGACACAGGACUUCUGGGAAAACCUUUACAUGCUGACAUUGAGGGCAGCAGGGAAGACCUACAUGAUCUUCUUUGUCCUGGUCAUCUUUGUGGGAUCUUUCUACUUGGUGAAUCUGAUCCUGGCUGUGGUGGCCAUGGCUUAUGAGGAGCAGAACCAGGCCACCAUGGAGGAGGCUGCGCAGAAAGAGGAGGAAUUCAAGGCCAUGCUUGAGCAGCUCAGGAAACAACAGGAAGAAGCCCAGACGGCUGCCAUGGCAACAUCUGCAGGCACAGUGUCGGAGGAUGCAGUAGAGGAUGAUGGUGGAGGAGGGCGUCUCUCAUGCAGUUCAUCCGAGAUGUCAAAACUCAGCUCUAAGAGUGCCAAAGAGCGGCGCAACCGGAAGAAGAAAUGGCGACAGAAAGAGCAGGAGAAGGAGAAAGGCGACAGCGAGAAGUUUGUCAAGUCGGACUCGGAUGAUGGCAGCAAGCGGAGCCGCUUCCGUUUCCCGGAUAACAGGCUGGGUCGAAAGUCUUCCAUUAUGAACCAGUCCCUACUCAGUAUCCCUGGCUCGCCUUUCCUGUCUCGCCAUAAUAGCAAGAGCAGCAUCUUCAGUUUCAAGGGCCGCAGUAAGGACGUCGGUUCAGAAAACGAGUUUGCCGAUGAUGAGCACAGCACGGUGGAGGAGUGUGAGGAGCGCCGGGGUUCCCUGUUUAGCCCAUAUCGGCGGAGCAGCUACAGCGGGUACCAUGGGAAGAGGAACAGUACGGUGGAUUGCAAUGGCGUGGUGUCACUCAUCGGCCCUGGGCCUGGUGGACGCCUUCUGCCUGAGGUGAAAAUAGAUAAGGCAGCCACUGACGACAGUCCAACUACUGAGGUUGAGGUGAAGAAGAAGCUGUCGGGCUCCCUGAUGGUGUCUGUGGACCAGCUCAAUACCUCCUUUGGGCGGAAAGAGCGGGCCAACAGUGUCAUGAGCGUCAUUACCAACACAUUAGUGGAGGAACUGGAGGAGUCUCAGCGCAAGUGUCCGCCAUGCUGGUAUAAGUUUUCUAACACAUUCCUGAUCUGGGAGUGCUGCCCCAUAUGGAUUAGGAUCAAGGAGAUUAUGAAUCUGAUAGUCAUGGACCCCUUUGUGGACUUAGCCAUCACCAUCUGCAUUGUUCUCAACACCCUCUUCAUGGCCAUGGAGCACUACCCCAUGACAGGCGACUUUGAAGAUAUGCUGAGUGUGGGAAAUCUGGUGUUCACCGGAAUCUUUGCAGGGGAGAUGCUUUUUAAGCUGGCGGCCAUGGAUCCAUACUACUACUUUCAGGAGGCCUGGAACUGUUUUGACGGUUUCAUUGUGACGCUGAGUUUAGUGGAGCUGGCUCUGGCUGACGUUGAAGGCCUGUCUGUAUUGCGGUCUUUCCGAUUGCUGAGAGUGUUUAAGUUGGCCAAGUCAUGGCCCACCCUCAACAUGUUGAUCAAGAUCAUCGGUAACUCGGUGGGAGCCCUGGGGAACCUGACUUUGGUGCUGGCCAUCAUCGUCUUCAUCUUUGCUGUGGUGGGCAUGCAGCUGUUUGGAAAGAGCUAUAAAGACUGUGUGUGUAAGAUAGACAGGGACUGUGAGCUCCCCCGCUGGCACAUGAAUGACUUCUUCCACUCCUUCCUAAUCGUCUUCCGGGUGCUGUGUGGUGAGUGGAUUGAGACCAUGUGGGACUGCAUGGAAGUGGCUGGCCAGGCCAUGUGCCUCGUCGUCUUCAUGAUGGUCAUGGUCAUUGGCAACCUGGUGGUGUUGAACUUGUUCCUUGCCUUGCUGCUGAGCUCUUUCAGCGCUGACAACUUGGCUGCGACAGAUGAUGACGGUGAGCUCAACAACCUGCAGAUUUCAGUAAUACGCAUCAAGAAAGGGAUUGCGUGGAUAAAAGCAAAGAUGAGGGUACUGGUGGCCAGUCUGCUGAAGAAACCGCCGAUGGAGGACGAGCAGAAGCCUUUGGAUGACAUGUAUGACAAGAAGCUGAACUGCAUUGCUAAUCACACUGGGGUGGACAUCAACCGUGACCUGGACUAUGCCAAAAAUGGCAAUGGCACCACCAGUGGUAUUGGCAGCAGCGUUGGGAAGUAUAUGAUAGAUGAGGACCACAUGUCUUUCAUUCACAAUCCGAAUCUGACCGUCUGCGUGCCCAUAGCUGUGGGAGAGUCGGAUUUUGAGAAUCUCAACACAGAGGACUUCAGCAGUGAAUCAGAAAAUGAGAAUAGCAAAGAGCUGGAUGACACCAGUUCGUCAGAAGGCAGCACCAUCGACAUCAAGCCAGAUGUGGAGGAGGUGGUGGUGGUUGAGACAGUGGAGGAAUACAUGGAACCAGAGGCGUGUUGGACAGAUGCUUGUGUGGCCAAGUACAAGUGCUGUGACGUUGACAUCACGAUGGGCUGGGGGAAGCUCUGGUGGUUCCUGAGAAAAACCUGCUACCUGAUUGUAGAGCACAAUUGGUUUGAGACCCUCAUCAUCUUCAUGAUCCUUCUCAGUAGCGGUGCCCUGGCCUUUGAGGAUGUGUAUAUCGAGCAGAGGAAGACCAUUCGGAUCAUUUUAGAGUAUGCUGACAGGGUUUUCACCUACAUCUUCAUCCUGGAGAUGUUGCUGAAAUGGGUCGCCUAUGGUUUUGUCAAGUACUUCACGAAUGCCUGGUGCUGGCUGGACUUCUUCAUUGUGGAUGUGUCUAUAGUCAGCCUUGUAGCUAAUGCGCUGGGCUACUCCGAUCUAGGGCCCAUUAAAUCACUCAGGACACUAAGGGCCUUGAGACCCCUCAGAGCCUUGUCACGUUUUGAAGGGAUGAGGGUGGUAGUCAACGCCUUGGUGGGUGCCAUCCCUUCCAUUAUGAAUGUGUUGCUGGUUUGCCUCAUCUUUUGGCUGAUUUUCAGUAUCAUGGGUGUCAACCUGUUUGCGGGGAAGUACUACUACUGUUUCAAUGAGACAGCCGAGGCGUACUUUUCUGUUGAAGAUGUCAACAACAAGAGCGAGUGUGAGGCCCUCAUUAACCUAAACCAUACUGAGGUCAGGUGGAAGAACGUCAAAAUCAACUUUGACAAUGUGGGCGCCGGCUACCUGGCACUGCUGCAAGUGGCCACGUUCAAAGGCUGGAUGGACAUUAUGUAUGCUGCUGUGGAUUCCAGAGAGGUUGAACACCAACCAGACUACGAGGUCAACAUCUACAUGUACAUCUACUUUGUCAUAUUUAUCAUCUUCGGCUCCUUCUUCACCCUUAAUCUCUUCAUUGGUGUGAUUAUCGACAACUUCAACCAGCAAAAGAAAAAGUUUGGAGGUCAGGAUAUCUUCAUGACAGAGGAACAGAAGAAGUACUACAAUGCCAUGAAAAAACUGGGCUCCAAAAAGCCACAAAAACCUAUUCCUCGGCCACAGAAUAAGAUCCAGGGAAUGGUGUUUGAUUUUGUGACACAGCAAGUUUUUGACAUCUCCAUCAUGAUCCUCAUCUGCCUCAACAUGGUCACCAUGAUGGUGGAAACAGAUGAUCAGUCAAAUGAAACAGAGGACAUCCUCUACUGGGUCAACUUCAUCUUCAUCGUAGUCUUCACCACGGAGUUCCUGCUCAAGCUCUUUGCCCUUCGCCACUAUUACUUCACCAAUGGCUGGAAUAUCUUUGAUGUGGUGGUGGUCAUCCUGUCUAUUGUUGGUAUGUUCUUGGCUGACAUCAUUGAGAAAUACUUUGUGUCACCCACCCUAUUCAGAGUGAUCAGGCUGGCUCGUAUUGGACGUAUCCUCCGUCUGAUCAAAGGAGCUAAAGGCAUCCGAACAUUACUCUUCGCUCUGAUGAUGUCACUGCCAGCCCUGUUCAACAUCGGCUUACUGCUCUUCCUCGUUAUGUUCAUCUUCUCCAUCUUCGGCAUGUCCAACUUUGGCUAUGUAAAGCAUGGCGCAGGCAUUGACGACUUGUAUAACUUUGAGACCUUCGGCAACAGUAUGAUCAUCCUCUUCAUGAUCACUACAUCAGGUGGAUGGGAUGGCUUGUUGCUGCCAAUCCUCAACUACCCACCAGACUGCAACCCCAACUUGGAGAACCCUGGUACAAAUGUGAAGGGUAACUGUGGAAAUCCCUCAGUGGGAAUCUUCUUUUUUGUCAUGUACAUCAUCAUUUCUUUCCUGAUUGUGGUCAACAUGUACAUUGCCAUCAUCUUGGAGAACUUCAGCGUGGCCACAGAGGAAAGUGCUGACCCACUGAGUGAGGAUGACUUUGAGACCUUCUACGAGAUCUGGGAGAAGUUUGAUCCCACUGCCUCUCAGUUUAUUACUUUUGCCAAGCUUCCUGACUUUGCCGAUGCACUGGAGCACCCACUCCGAGUGCCAAAGCCCAACACUAUAGAACUAAUUGCCAUGGACAUGCCUAUGGUGAGUGGCGAUCGCAUACACUGCCUGGACAUCCUGUUUGCAUUCACAAAGCGUGUACUGGGUGACAGUGGUGAGCUGGACAUGCUGAGGCAGCAGAUGGAAGAGCGAUUUGUGGCUGCCAACCCCUCCAAGGUGUCAUACGAACCCAUCACCACCACUCUCCGCCGCAAACAGGAGGAUGUCUCUGCCAGAAUUAUUCAGAAUGCAUACCGCGCUCACCUCAUCAGACGUGGCAUCAUCUUCAAGCGCCACACUUUUACUAACAAUAAGCUUGAGAAUGGUGGUACCAACCAAGAGAAGAAGGAGAGCACACCUUCCACAGCCUCUCUCCCCUCUUACGACAGCGUGACCAAACCUGACAAGGAAAAGCAGGACGAAAACAAGGAGGAUUUUUCCAGAAAAGAGAAGGACAAAAACCAAAAAGAUGAGUGGGAAUCCAAGUGUUAGGGUUCAGUGACUCCAAUUCCAAUAAAAACAGCGAGAUGAGACUCUGAGCCCAAACCCAACAAAUGUAGAAAAAGUGAUCAUUUGCAAGUGAGAAAACAACUACAACAAAAACAUACAAAAAAAUGUUUACAGUAUUUCAAAUACUACGGGGACAAUGUUGUUUCUUAUGUCAUCAAAGACAGCUGAACCAAACACAAUCAGUUUACCAUGGGACUUUUGCUGCAUAGUGACCAAGUUCAUAGAAAUGAAAAACAAAUGCAAAGUGAAAAACAAUGACUAUAAAGUGUGCUGGCCAAUGACACGUGUUUCUUUGGGGACCAACUGCCAAGGCACAGAAUUCUCUGCUAGAUGAAUGGAGAAUUGCAAAAUCCCUGCCACCACCAAGUGUGGAACCCCCACAGCAAAGUGCUAAUGCUGUGGGUCCGGAUUACACAGACCCCCACUAGAACUGUGUUAGCAGUCUAACAGAGGGUCUGUAACACUGAGUUUACCAUCUUUAUCAAGAAGACAUCAAUCAAGCAAGCAAGUUUAGUUAGGAGGCAAACACUUGUGAGGGAGGAGGUAAACCCAGACCCGCAGACAAAGAUUUUUUUGUUUGUUUGUGCUGAGUAUACUUGCAUCUUUACAUUAUUUGAGCAGCAAAAAAAGAUAACAUUUAGCCCAUGUCACUAGUCGUUUCAUCUACUCUUUGUUAUACUGACACUGAAAAAGACAUUCUCUACAUGGGCUUUCACACUGACCAGGGUUGGGGUCAAUAGUCACUGUUUUGACUUGGGCUGAAGGAAACUUGCUCAGACUGAGUUGCAGAUAAAUAUUAAUUAUUGUGCUCGUUCAAUGCAUAGAAAUGACUUGCAUGAAGGCAUGUUUUGAUCAGGAAUCAUGCAUGAGUAAUCAUAGUCCACAAGACACUUCAUUCUCAAACCACUGCAGUGGCUUGACUAUAAGUUUGAGGCUGUCCACUGGGAAAGUUACAAGAACUGUAAAUGGAAAGCAAAUAUUAUGUUAAUGAUAUGCAUAUAGAAUAUUGGGGGAAUGAUAUUCAUAUAUCCCACCUUUCACUAGUUUUUUUUGGGUUUUUUUUUCAGUUGACCUUAAUCUUCAGAUUCAGCCUAUCAUCAAACUUUCAGGUGAAUGAAGGAUGAAAGCACUCAGAGGCAAUCAGAUCAGUCAAUUUCACAAACCAGAACCUGUUUUUUGCUGCUCUGAAUGUGAAUAGAUUUGAAAGAGUGUGUGAUUGUCAAGAGGGAAGCAGAAUAUCUUCAUGUUGAGGAUGCACAGAUUUGGAAGGCCUCGUUAGAAUGAAGUGCUGAACCAAAUCCUGGGCUUACACCUUGUUUAUUUACUUCCAUCACACAGUCACUCUCCUGACUUUCCUGUGGUCCCUGUUACGGCAGGUGAUGUUCCAAGCCAAGGAAUCCAUAUCUGGCAUCAAUAACGCUUUGGUGUGCUCAAGUGUCAACAGAAAACUCAUCUACCGCUGCAUUUCCUGAAGAAGGGACAAAAUAUUUUUUUUUUUUUCUGUUAUUCUUUGCUUUGUUUUUGAUAUUCGUUUUGUAUUGGGCUUGUGGAAGAAUGGAAAACCACAUCAGACUGUACUUCCAGUAAUUUAUUUCAUACGAGUUUAUGUUUUGAGCUUUUCUGACAAUUUGAGUUCUCAGUGUUGGGGGGGAAAGCCUUGAAGUCCUUCUCUGAUGUCCUUGGUAUACAAUCAUUCUCAGAAAAGGCUUGAUCAGUGAGAGUGACACUGGCCAUCUGAAACAGCAGAGUUAGCAGAGAGUUAUCACAAGGACAUGCCUCGUCAUGUAUGAACGUUGGAUGGCCAUGAAGGGCUUGUGGUUUUGUCCACAGACUCAAAUGGAUUUUGUUUGAUAUUACAGGGAGGUGAACGGUGAUAAAUAAUGGUAUGAAUAGGGACCAAUAAACCGGUAGAGCUGCUCCCUUCAGGGUUUUAGACUGACUGCCAUGGGAGCAGGAGAGAAAUGCCAGAGCAGAGGUGGAUUUGGCUUUGAUCUGAGUCAGAGUGCUGAAAGUCCCAUAUUUGUCAGUGUAUCAUUGUGCUUUUGUGGGACCUCUUAAAACACUGUGUGGUGUUGGACCCAGGCUCACACCAUCUUUUCACAUACAAGCAGGCUUUCAAAUGCUAUCACCCGCUUCAAAAAUAUUCAGCCAGAGAUGGAGGUAGAAACCCAACACUAGCCAUGAUAAAACAUCAGCAGGCCUCACAUCGAUGCAGCUAUGUUGUAUAAUAAGCUUCGUGGGUGUUUUUCAUUAAAAAAAAAACAAAAAAAACACAUACAAAAACGGAGGCUUUGUCAAGUGGUCGUCAAGACACAACUGCCUCCAAAUGUAUUCCUGCCAUUUCUUUUCUACACAGGAGUGAGGAUCCUAUUUCUACAUGGAUGACCGGACAUAGAUCUGGCGUCCAUCGUCACACCACUAAUGCUAUUUGGUGUGUUUAACACUGCCUGUACCAGAAUCUCCUUGUCCGUAACAAUACCUGAGUUCUGUUUACAAUAUGAGAUCUCCGAAUCAGUUUGUCUGCUGUACACUGAAACCAAAUACAUUCCCAAUGAAAACCACAGGAGUAGUGAGUAAUGUCAUCCAAUUUACCCAUGUUCGACUUGGAUGUAAUGUUUUAGAAUGACACAUUCACACUUGUAAAAGAAUAUCAAAGAAAAAAAAAAAAAAAAGACAAAAAGGAAAACACAAAAACACAUAUAUGUACAGUGCAGGCUAUGAUGUAAAUGGCACAAUCGCUGAAAAAGAACAAACUUUUUGAGAGAAACUAUAAAUAUUGUAUUAUAUUCUUUUAUUUUAUCAGCAUGCUUUGUUGUGUUCUCUUUUUUUUUGUAAAUACGGAAUUUUAAAAAUGUUACUACUAAUAAUCAAAAAAGAAAAAAGAAAGAAAAAGAAUAAUAACAACAAUAUAGAAUGGCUUCCAGCUAUGCCCUUUGUCACAUUUGUUAACUUUUGGAUUUUUUGAGACACUUUUCACUUUGUUGACAGAAAUUGAAUGAUAUAUAUAUAUAGAUAUUAUAUAAUACAAAAGAUAUAUACAUGUAUACAUAUAUGUCUAUAUGUAUAUACAUAAAACAGAAGAACACUGUUUGUCACAUUUGAUUUAUGUGCAACACAUUCAGUGGAUGUCUUUCCAGCACCCUUCUAUGUUGGGGAAUAGCUCAUGUGCUGUUACUGGAGCUGCUUGCCAUGGAUUGUAGCCUGAUCAUAAUGAAAGGAUAAUGUUACCAGCACAUUUCUCACUUACUGUCAUAUUUGUCACCUUCACUGAAUAUACAGGACACACCCACUGUCAUGGACACAAACUCACACAGGUGACACUCAUCUCUGUCCACCAACUUUACCAAUAGUCUCUUCCCAAAGAGGACAUCAGCUGGUGUAACUGACUGCCUCAUCCACCUGAGACCCUACCUUCCCCAGGGCCUCACCCCACCCAACCCCACACACACACACACACCAGUGCCAUUACGACUCAACAUUCAUACAAUCAUGUACUUGCUUCUCAUCCUCACAUUAUUUUUCAUGAAUGAUUUGUUUCUAGUGUUCCACUCAAUGGCAUGUGCCUUUUUUUCUGCUUUUUCUGCAAAUUUAAAUGUCGAUGCCACAUUGGGAAAGGAUAAGAAAAACUAAAACGGGGAUAAACAAAAGAAAAUUAAACACAAACUGUGGAGGGUGGGGGGGUUCGAGGGUGAGCACAACAUUAAUCAGGGAUGUCGAGUCAGAAAAUACUGCCAGAGGAUCAUUUAGACACCCUACUUCAUCUUAAUAUUCAACAAUGUGUGAUGUUAACAGAAAAACAGCUAACUCAAAAAUGUCCUGUUCCUAGUGCUAUGUGUGUCACCCACUUGGCUUGUGAAAAAGCAGCUUGCCUUCUAUAUUUCUGUUUUAUUUCUUCUGUAUUUUUGUUUCCAUCUGAGAUUUAUUUUUGUAUCAGUAUGUGUUUAUAGGACUCAUUCCCUUUUUUUUUUCAAGCAUGGUUUCUUAUGGGCGUUUUUAAUUUUUUCCUUUUUUGCUGAAAAAUGUGUGCUUCUCAAACAGUUGUUAUCAUUUGACACCGUGAUAGAGAAUAUACAGUACAAUAUGAUGGUGUGUUGCACAACCACUUGGACUCUUGGUAAGAAUAUAUGAAAGAUUGUCUUCAUUUGAGCACGAACCUUUUUAUUACCAAUAAAGCAGCCUUCCAGUUA
Messenger RNA from Solea senegalensis (Senegalese sole), 10423 nucleotides. RefSeq names its product sodium channel, voltage gated, type VIII, alpha subunit a (gene scn8aa). Gene Ontology annotation, biological process: sodium ion transmembrane transport; neuronal action potential; membrane depolarization during action potential. Bases 315 to 6218 code for a protein of 1967 amino acids. Gene Ontology annotation, cellular component: axon; plasma membrane; voltage-gated sodium channel complex. Gene Ontology annotation, molecular function: voltage-gated sodium channel activity. The transcript is spliced from 27 exons. Lineage: Eukaryota; Metazoa; Chordata; Actinopteri; Pleuronectiformes; Soleidae. The record is from RefSeq and is a predicted model, not a curated record.